This is a messenger RNA of Ustilago hordei, 2676 nucleotides long. RefSeq lists its product as uncharacterized. The record is from RefSeq and is a predicted model, not a curated record. Gene Ontology annotation, biological process: Golgi to plasma membrane transport; exocytosis. The coding region runs from base 1 to 2676 and encodes 891 amino acids. Gene Ontology annotation, cellular component: exocyst. Lineage: Eukaryota; Fungi; Basidiomycota; Ustilaginomycetes; Ustilaginales; Ustilaginaceae. The transcript has a single exon.
AUGGCUCUGCAACACGACGAAGCCGAACUUCUCAAAGCCUACCAUCUCGACUCGCUCGAACCCACUCGCUGGCACACCACCGAGCUCGAAAACGACGACAAAGAAACCGCAGCCUCCACCUCUGUCGCCGACGAACCUGACCCCCUCGGUCUCCGUUCUUCCAUGGCAACCUUCCGUGGGCUUCCCAAAGAUGUCAAGACCCAAACCUCGCUCUCAUCUAAAGCUUUCGAUCCGAAAGUGUUCCUCUCCACCAUCCACCCCGAUGCGACCUUCGCUGAUCUCUCGCAUGGUAUUCAGAAUUUGAAAGCAAGCAUAGAUCAGAGGUCGGAGGCGUUGAAGGUAUUGGUUGAGGAUAACUUUGACCGGUUUGUUGCGGUUAAAGCUACCACGGAUGGAGUUUAUAGGGAGAUGAGGGAUACUGAAUCUGGGCCGUUGCGGCCUCAAGCGAAUUAUGGAACGGCGAAUCUAAAUGGGAUUCUGGCAAACGCAUCAGCAAAGGCAGAUCAAGUGUUUAUGCCGGUACUCGAGAAUAAUCUCAAAACCAUCAAACUAAGGUCGACGCUAGGAGUGUUUGAGAGAUCGAAAUUCUUCUUCAACCUCCCUGGCUCCCUCUCCGAAUCUGUGGAAUUAGGGAGGUACGAAAUGGCACUACGAGAUUACAAAAAGGGCAAAUACCUACUCGAUAGCCGACCAGGUCAACUUCUCGCAGUAGGGAACAAAUCCGAACCCGCAGGUGGAGCACGUAACGACGUUCAACAGAAACGCGUAUUCGCUAAAGUAUGGGAUGCGGUGGAAGCGACGAUGAAGGAUAUGCAGUCUCGUCUCACCGCGCAACUGCGGGAACCGAAACGAAGUGUGGAGGAACAGGAGAAAACGAUAGAGAUCUUGCUGGAGUUGGAUCCGACUGAUGAUCCGGUAUCGAUUUAUUUAGAGGCUCAACAUCAGCAUUUAAGGAGUGUGAUGCAGAAGACGUUAGAUGGUGGAGUGGCGAGGAUCGAGGUUAGUCAAAUUGGGCAGAGACAGAAAGGCGGAGUGGGGGAGAAGGAUAGAGCGAGGGAUUUGCAGAAGAGUAUGCGACUGACAGAAGCGAUGGAUGCGAACUUUGACAAGUGUGUUGGUGCGAAAACUUGGAAGGCGAUUUACGAUCUGGUGAAAUCGUUGUCAGAGACGAUCACAGGUUCGUUGCCGAAUUUCUGGAGGGUGGCCAAGAAUCAUGCCGAGGGAAAGUUCGUCAAUAGCAAGACAAGGCUUGGUGCAAGUGCAGGGCAAAACGUGGGACCGGGAAUGUCAGCGCAAAACAAAGCAUGGGCAGUGGAAGCGCUAGAUGCGUACAUCAGUCUCAUCUCCCAUCUGUUCUCUCUCACCGACGUUUCCAUCCUUACCCGUCAACCACUACCCAUGCAACAACCGGAUUGGGUUCCCACCAACACAAGCUCCCCAACCGCGGCUCACUAUCUACGCGAAACGCUUACCCAACUCGUGGAAGCUUGCAACGAUUUGGCAACGCUAGGUAUUGCUUCAGCCAGCUCGUUGCGAGGAUUAUUGGCCAAUGCGAGAUUCAGCUUUGUUCAGGUGCUAUGUAUAGUUUGGCAGGAGGAUGCAAAGUUGUUCCACAUGUUGGAGGAUUGGACGUUGAAUCCAGAGGAGCAGGCUACGACGUUGCAUUUGAGGGAGAUUGUGGUUCUUCAUAAGUCUAAUGCCCGGCAAGCAUUUCAUCUUGCAGGUGGAAGAUCGGCAUCGACACCAGUAUCAGCGUUGGAAGUUAGUCGGAAGCAUCGAACUGCAGAACAGCCUGUUCCUCCAGAGUUCACGCAAAGGAUCAAGGGGGCCUUCCUCGAUGCGUUGUACGCUUUCCUAGACGGGUUGGUGCAUUUGGCGUUUUCAGACUACAGUCCUUUAGAACCUCGAACAGCGCUUAGUGUCCAAACCGUCCCUGGGCAUCCGGGUACUUCAGUCGAUGUACGAGAUCUGGAUACAAGGGUGUUACUCAGUGUAACCAACCUCUCCCAUCUCUCUCGAGUCAUCAUCCCAAGCCUAGUCAAGCAGUUCAGCGACGCAUAUUUGGUUAAGAUGGAAGAAGAUCUUUCCACACUCAACGAAGUUUCCUCCCAAUUGGACAACACCUUGUUUUCGGACUACAUCAAACGUAAAUCCUCUACCCUCUCCGCUAUCAUUUCGCACGGUAUUCUCUCAUCCCAAAUCGAUUGGGCCGGAAUUCCAAAGCCUAGCUCAGUACAUCCGUUUAUAUACGAAUCUCUCCUAUCCCUCGUUCAGGUUCAUGCGCAUGUUCGGUCCAUUGCAAAACCGCUCGUUGCCAGAACUAUCACCACUUUGGUUGACGACUUAGCUGCGACAACACUCGAUAGCUUCCAAAAGGUGGGGAGAUUCGGAAUGGGUGGAAUGCUGCAAGCUACAUUGGAGAUUGAGUUUUUGCAUCAGACUCUGAGCGCGUUUAUUAGUAGUAAGGCAGAAGGGUUAUUGAAGCAGGUAUACGAGACGAUCAGUCAGAAGUAUAGAAGGGUUGAUGCAGGGGAAAAGGAACAGUUGAAUGCGGAGUUGGAGAGGGUGAAGCAGAUUUUGGUGCAAAGUAGGAAGGCGACGGCGUUGGAGUUUUUGUGUUUUAGAAAGCCGAGGAAGGAGAAAGAUGGCAAGGAGGGGGAGAAGGAUGGGUCGUAG